CGGCCGCACUGCGCAGCCGCGGGACGCGCUGCCGCCCAGCCCCGCCGCCCGCCGAAGAAGGAGGCGAGGCGAUGAGCAUGGCGGGCGCCGGCGAGGGCGGGCACCCACGGGCGCGAGUGUCUCGCCUCGUCUCCUUCAGCGCGACCCACCGACUCCACAGCAAAUCUCUGAGUAAUGAAGAAAAUUUGAAGCUGUUUGGGAAAUGCAACAAUCCAAAUGGCCAUGGGCACAAUUAUAAAGUUGUGGUGACAGUGCAUGGAGAGAUUGAUCCUGUUACAGGAAUGGUUAUGAAUUUGACCGACCUCAAAGAGUAUAUGGAGGAGGCAAUUAUGAAGCCCCUCGAUCAUAAGAAUCUGGAUCUGGAUGUGCCAUACUUUGCAGAUGUUGUAAGCACGACAGAAAAUGUGGCUAAAUAUAUCUGGGAAAACCUCCAGAAAUUUCUUCCUCUGGGAGUUCUUUAUAAAGUAAAAGUGUAUGAAACUGACAAUAAUAUCGUUGUCUAUAAAGGAGAAUAGCUUUUAGGGGUUAAUACUGUAGAAAGACUAAUUUCUUCCCAUAUUUGAAAAAGGUCUUUAUAUACCUUUGGACUAUUACGAGCUCAUCACAUACUUGUUAUACCUCCACAUUGUGUUUGGAGUGCCUGACUGACUGAAAUCAUUGUGCGUAAGACCUGUUGUGAAUUCAAAUCUAUCUUAAAACCAAACUUGUAAAACAUCCUGAGUGUCAUUUAGAGAGUCUUUUAUUUAUAGAUUAAAUAUCACUUCAUUUUCAGUAAAUUGUUUUGCGAAGUUUAAAAGCAAAAUAAAUCAAUUUUUGUUUUUCCAUUA
Molecule: messenger RNA, 827 nt
Organism: Mustela lutreola (European mink)
Lineage: Eukaryota; Metazoa; Chordata; Mammalia; Carnivora; Mustelidae
Gene: PTS
Product: 6-pyruvoyltetrahydropterin synthase
Exons: 7
Coding region: 72-515 (147 amino acids)
Biological process (GO): tetrahydrobiopterin biosynthetic process
Cellular component (GO): mitochondrion
Molecular function (GO): 6-pyruvoyltetrahydropterin synthase activity
Source: RefSeq, a predicted model, not a curated record